Medicago truncatula (barrel medic) is the source of this 1921-nucleotide messenger RNA. RefSeq lists its product as uncharacterized. The transcript is spliced from 8 exons. The record is from RefSeq and is a predicted model, not a curated record. Gene Ontology annotation, cellular component: plasma membrane. Lineage: Eukaryota; Viridiplantae; Streptophyta; Magnoliopsida; Fabales; Fabaceae. The coding region runs from base 230 to 1570 and encodes 446 amino acids.
UGGUAGUUACGCUCAUUGUUAAUGCUCGAUCAGUGGGACCCUCUCUCUCUACAUACAGCUAUUACUGCAAUAGUCCCCACUCACUCACUUUUGAACCUUCUUCAAAAGUGAUCUGAUGAUACUAUUAUGCUAGUUUUUCUUCUUCAAAUGCAUACAUUUACCUUUUCAUUCUUUCUUUGAAUGCUUUACCUUUUCUACUACUGAAUUUGAGGGUAUAAAGAAGCUGAAAAUGUUGUUUCUGUUCAUUCUUCUUCUUUGUGCUCGUGAAUCCCAUAGUAGUAGAGUCGAGCAUGCUGAAGGUCCCGUUCAACUGGAUAACCAUGUGGGCUCCAUGUUCCCCAAGAUCGCGCCACUUGGUGCUCCACAAGGACCGCAACCCUUUCUUCCUCUUCUUGCGCCGUCACCAAUGACUCCAUUCACCAAUAUCUCUAUCCCAAAGUUAUCAGGACUCUGCAGUUUGAACUUCACUAAUGCUAAAAGUUUGCUAAGUGUGACAGCAAUUGAUUGCUGGGGAUUUUUUGCACCUUUUGUGGCUAAUAUAAUGUGCUGUCCCCAAUUGGAAGCCACUGUCACAGUUCUCAUCGGUCAAUCCAGCAAACAUACCAAUGCACUUGCCUUAAAUGGGACUGUUGCUAAACAUUGCCUUUCAGACGUGGAGCAGAUUUUGAUGGGGCAGGGUGCAAGUGGUGAUCUGAGGCAAAUAUGUUCAAUUAGUUCUUCGAAUCUCACAGAGGCAUCUUGCCCGGUAAAACAUGUGAAUGAAUUUAAUGACAUGGUGGAUACUUCUAAGCUGCUUCUUGCUUGUGCGGACAUUGAUCCAGUGAAAGAAUGCUGCUACCAAGUUUGUCACAAUGCUAUAUUAGAAGCAGCUACAGCAAUUGCAUCAAAAGGUUCUCAUGUUUUGGACUUAGAUGCAUCACAUGAUCUGCCUGAGCAUUCAAUUCGGGUUAAUGAUUGUAGAAAUAUAGUACUCCGGUGGAUAGCUAGUAAGCUUGACCCGUCUCAUGGCAAGAAAGUUCUCAGAGGACUGUCUAAUUGCAAUAUGAAUAAAGUUUGUCCACUUGUUUUGCCUGACGCGAAGCAAGUUGCCAAGAGUUGCGGCAGUGGGAUAAGUAACAGAACAGCGUGCUGUAAUGCGAUGGAGAGCUAUGUGUCUCACUUGCAGAAGCAGAGCUUCAUCACAAACUUGCAAGCUUUGGAUUGUGCAGAAACUUUGGCAAUGAAAUUAAAAAAGUCAAAUGUCGCUGAUGAUGUUUAUAGUCUUUGUCACAUAAGCCUUAAGGAUUUUUCCCUACAAGUUGCAACUCAAGAGUAUGGUUGUCUAUUGCCUAGCUUGCCUUCAGAUGCUAUCUUUGACAGUACUUCUGGUGUUACCUUCCUUUGUGAUCUAAAUGACAAUAUUCCAGCUCCCUGGCCUUCUACAUCUCAACUAGCUUCUAAAUCAUGCAAUAAAUCUGUCAACAUCCCCGCUCUUCCUGCAGCAGCAUCUGGUCAAAGUUGUCUCUACAGUCGUCACGUGCUCAUAUUCCUUCUUGUCAAUUUAUUCUUUCUCGCCAUGGCACUCGUGUAAUUUAUGAGAGCAUCCUUGUUAGUUAGAUGCAGCUUUCCUAGUCCUUCAACGAUAAGGGCUUUUGGAUGGGUGUUGAUGUCAAAGAUUAAUUAUAUUCAAAUGUAGCCGGUUUUAUGACAAAGAGAUCUCAAAUUGGAGGUGAACCCCACUAUGUUUCUGAUCUUAUUGAUUAAUGAUUAUUGUGUGCUUUGUGUAAUAAUUUUUUUGUAUAUAAGAAAUUUAGAAAGCAUAGGUUAUACAAUAACCUGUCAAGAUUGAGAUGUAUACCUGAAUUGAUGUUGAAGGUGGUUUUGUAAUUAGUGGUUAGUUUUGUUCUGUAUUGUUUAAUGAAUUUACUUUUGGAUAUACAAA